AUGUCAAAUCGAUCUGAUAGGCCUACAGUCAUACAGGGAUGGCGAUCACAAGUUAUAAUGAUAUAUCAAGACCAUUUAACGAAGUUUGUCCAGUUACGACCUUUGAAAACUAAGACAGCUGAAGAAGUAGCGUAUCAUCUUCUUCAAAUAUUUUUAACAUUUGGUUCUUCAGCUAUAUUGCAAUCAGAUAAUGAUAGUUCACGGAAAGCCAGUCAUAGUCAAACACAAGGCUCAGCUGAAUGGGACAAUCAGGAUAUACAGAAUAUGUUAACUGCAUGGAUGAACGAUACCGAUACAAAUAAAUGGUCAGAUGGUUUGCCGUUUGUUGAAUUUGCCAAGAACACAACAUACCAUGAAGGAAUACGCCAAAGUUCUUAUGAAGCCCUGUUUGGCGUUAAACCAAAAAGAGGUAUAGCAUCGUCAUCUUUGUCUGGCGAACAAUUCGCAAAUAUUGAAACUGAAGAACAGCUCGAAGAAAUUGCUAAUACAUUAAAAAUAAAUUUGCCCGGACGAAUUCACAAAUAG
Molecule: messenger RNA, 525 nt
Organism: Centruroides sculpturatus (bark scorpion)
Lineage: Eukaryota; Metazoa; Arthropoda; Arachnida; Scorpiones; Buthidae
Product: KRAB-A domain-containing protein 2-like
Exons: 2
Coding region: 1-525 (174 amino acids)
Molecular function (GO): nucleic acid binding
Source: RefSeq, a predicted model, not a curated record